This is a messenger RNA of Sebastes umbrosus (honeycomb rockfish), 2184 nucleotides long. RefSeq names its product alpha-2B adrenergic receptor. Gene Ontology annotation, cellular component: membrane. The coding region runs from base 581 to 2035 and encodes 484 amino acids. The record is from RefSeq and is a predicted model, not a curated record. Lineage: Eukaryota; Metazoa; Chordata; Actinopteri; Perciformes; Sebastidae. Gene Ontology annotation, biological process: adenylate cyclase-activating adrenergic receptor signaling pathway; platelet activation; regulation of vasoconstriction. The transcript is spliced from 2 exons. Gene Ontology annotation, molecular function: alpha2-adrenergic receptor activity.
UUGACAGAAUCAGAAGCCAAUAAAAAGCGACUAAAUGUGGAAGAAACGCCCUGAAAAUAAAAAGACGAAACGUUUCUUUGCGUCAGUAAAAGUUCAGUCCAGAAGGUUUGUGAAGCUGAAGCGCAGCCGGACAGUUUGGAGACCAGCAGCAGAAGAAGCUGCGCGUCAAAAGGCGCGUCGUCGUUGAUCCGGUAACAUCUCGCCAGUGUCUCCUCAUCUCUCUCUGCAGACGGACCAACACCAGCGACCCGGACGAGGAGAGGAGAACCAGCAUCAUCCUCUCAUAGAACCGGAUUAUAUAUGAUCACAUGAGCCCGCUGCUCGGUUUACCGGACGGACCGGCGGAGACUCACCGGACACUUUCAUCCAGAUUCUGCAAAAAUCAGCGCAAGAAAAAUUAAACUUUGAAAGUUCUUCACGUGAGAAGACGCAGCUGAGAUGAAGAUCUGUAUGUCCCAAUCACAUGGCUUCCCGUUGAUCCCCCUGUCGCUCCUCUAACUGGAGAAGAACCAGUUCCUCGAUGGUUCUCCACAGAAACCUUCAGCCGUCCGUCGCUCUGUAGGUUUCCCCGGUCGUCACCAUGGCAGCCGUCCCAGACGCCCCCUGCCUGUCGGAGCUCGGCGGACUCCCCAACCGGAACAUCAGCCUCGUCUCCAGCGCCCGACCUUGCAACCGGAGCACCGCCAGGACCUCGCCUUACGGCCCGCAAGCCACCGCGGCCUUCGCCAUCGCCAUCACUUUCAUGAUGGUCCUCACCAUCGUCGGGAACAUCCUCGUCAUCAUCGCCGUCCUGACGUCCCGAUCCCUCAAGGGGCCUCAGAACCUCUUCCUGGUGUCGCUGGCGGCGGCGGACAUCCUCGUGGCCACGCUCAUCAUCCCGUUCUCGCUGGCCAACGAGCUGCAGGGCUACUGGGCGUUCAGCUCCAUGUGGUGCGAGAUCUACCUGGCACUGGACGUCCUCUUCUGCACCUCCUCCAUCGUGCACCUGUGUGCGAUAGCGCUGGACCGCUACCUGUCGAUAUCUCGCCCCGUGUCCUACGGCGCCAAACGUACCCCGUCACGCAUCAAGGCGGCCAUUAUCAUCGUGUGGCUGAUCUCUGCGGUUAUUUCUUUCCCUCCUCUUCUCACGCUGGACAAGAGCGAAGGAGGUGAAGAGGUGUGCGAGCUGAACAACGAGCGCUGGUACAUCCUCUACUCCACCAUCGGCUCUUUCUUCGCCCCCUGUGUGAUCAUGAUUCUGGUGUACGUGAGGAUUUAUCAGAUCGCCAAGCAGCACACGCGCUGCCCGCCGGGACGGAAGCAGAAAGAGGCAGCAGGAGGAAACGCCAGCGCGGGAACCAAUGAGCCUCCGGUAAAGUUAUCCGAGCAGAACGGGGAUCAAGGAGGUACGGCGGGCAGCCAACGGGAGGAAGUCCUGCCCAAAAUGUCUGGCUCUGAUUCCACCCCGUCAUCGCUUCAAAACCCGCCUGAGAACGCCGCGAGCCAGGUCCAAAAAUCCACCUCAAUCCCCCAACGUGGCAGCCAAAUCCUCUCAGCUGUCCCCCACAGAGAGUCCGGCGACAACUCGUCCAGCUCCGGCUCGGAAAUGGGCGAGGAAGGCGUCAAAGAAGAGACGAACGAGGCGACAAACAGGAAAGGGUUCAGAGUCCAGAUGCUGAACCUGGCCUCCAGGUACAAAACCACCAUGGCCACACCGUCCGGCACCAAACUGGUACCCGAGGAAACGCCGAAGAUUCAGGGGACGCCCGCGUCCCGCCGCAAAGCCAUGGUGAACCGGGAGAAGAGGUUCACCUUCGUGUUGGCGGUGGUGAUGGGAGGGUUCGUGAUCUGCUGGUUCCCCUUCUUCUUCUCUUACUCUCUUCAGGCGGUGUGCCCCGAGACCUGCAGCAUCCCCAACCCUUUGUUUAAGUUCUUCUUUUGGAUCGGCUACUGCAACUCCUGCCUCAACCCGGUCAUUUACACCAUCUUCAACAACGACUUCAGGAAGGCCUUCAAGAGGAUACUGUGCAGGGACACCAAGGGGACGUUCUUCUAGAGGAGGACAGGUUCAUCUGAACAUAAACAUCUUUCUGUAUUUCAUCGACCUUCUUCGGCAUCAACACUUUUAGGAGGAAAUCGUCUCCUUGAUGUGUGUCUGAACGCUGUCAGCUGAGUCAGAGCAGCGCCCACAAAGAGGGAUGUUUC